CAUACCAGGCUGUAGGCAAACAAAGAACAAACUCCUGGAGACUAUGUAUGGGAAAAAUGUUACUUCUCAAACGGCUAUGCUCUACUUAGGCGAAACAGAAUAGACGGAUGUGCUAUAUCAGAGAAGAUGAUAAUUAUCGUGAGAAACGAGAAAAACGUGAGAAAAGUCAUUAAGCUUGAUUCUGUUGCUGCAAGAGUUAUCGACGUUAUGGCUGGAGUACAUUUUCAAGGCAAUACUGAGCCUUAAACUGGGUAAUAUAUUCACCUGAGAAAAUGGACGAAUUUACCAAGGAUUCCGGUUAUCAAAACUUCAUAUGUGUCUAUUUAGCAUUUGCAUAUGUUGGAUAUCAACUUAAAGGGUACACAGCAACCGGUUUGAAGAAAGUACACGCAAAUAUAUGCAGCAGCUUGGGUAAUGAGCCUAAAUGUACGUCUCGCUGUAGUGAACAGUAUGGACGGGAUGUAAAGAAGUGGUGCAAAUCGUGCGGAAGCUGGCAAAGUUAUUUGCAGAAAUAUAUGCGUGUCAAAACAGUUGCAUGGGAGCGAAUGGAGUCGUGGAAAUGGCCGACAUCAUACAUAGAUAUAGCAGAAGUCUUUGUUCCAACUAUUUGCUCAAUGCACACUAUCAACUUACAAGACCUGUAUAUUGAAAGUUAUAUCUGGGCUAAUUGCAACGUUUUCAAGAUUCAACAAAGUACGCUUAAGAACCUUAGGGAGGCAAGAAAUGCAGUUGUUCAUAAUUCAACAACUUGUGUGACAGACACACAGACGGACAACUGUUUUAAUACCCUGCAAACUUUGUUGAGUGAUCCUGACGUGAAUACUUACGUUAAUGAUGUCGAAUGCAAAGAAUUUUUGUUUAGUUUGCUGGAUAGAGAUGAAACCCAUGUAUCACAGCAACAAAACCGUAUAUUGUCAAAGUUUGGAGGAAUUUGGGUGAGACCGAAUAGGCAAGAUGAAACAAAGAUAAACGAUGAAGUAUCACGGAAUGUUUCAUACUAUUUUAGAGCUCAAAAUAUUCACAAAGAGUUUCAUAUUCAUCAGAAUAUCUUAAAAAGUCUUACUACUGUUAUGAUUCGUCCUUACUGGAAAAGCUUACGUUUCGCUGUAGUCCAGUUAGUAUUCUUCUUAUUGCUUAUAUUGAUAUCGCUCCUAUAUGUAUUGUUCGCAAGAAGUGAAGGAACCUGGAGAUUGGCAUUGCUUGACAAUGUGAUAUUCUUCCUUCCUAUUCCGUUAGUACUUGUAGUGCCAUACUUACAGAAUGUGAUGCAACAUCAUAUAAUUAGAUACAGCCAACAAUUGAUACUUCGGCAACUUCAACGCACAGACGCUCAAUCUCCGCUAUUCAAGAAGCCGACAGGAAACCUCAAAAACAGUGUUACCGGCAAAGGUUGA
Messenger RNA from Mercenaria mercenaria, 1394 nucleotides. RefSeq lists its product as uncharacterized. Bases 273 to 1394 code for a protein of 373 amino acids. The transcript is spliced from 5 exons. The record is from RefSeq and is a predicted model, not a curated record. NCBI's taxonomy places the organism in Eukaryota, Metazoa, Mollusca, Bivalvia, Venerida, Veneridae.